This is a messenger RNA of Zymoseptoria tritici IPO323, 1023 nucleotides long. RefSeq lists its product as uncharacterized. The coding region runs from base 1 to 1023 and encodes 340 amino acids. The transcript has 2 exons. The record is from RefSeq and is a predicted model, not a curated record. Lineage: Eukaryota; Fungi; Ascomycota; Dothideomycetes; Mycosphaerellales; Mycosphaerellaceae.
AUGGACGGCAAAGCUAGAAGAGGCUUUCCUGGAUUCCAAUUCGCCGUGUCUAUACUCAUGCGACUGCAGAAGGAGCGACCGACGAGUGGACGUAAGAUUCGGAGCCGCAAGGUGUAUCCAAACGACUGGCAACACGAAGACGUCUUUCAAACCUAUCCAUCCUCGGAGAUGGCAAUCCGCAGCAAGCAGAGUCCGACGGCGGUCCCAUUUGUGCCAAUAAGCCGAUCUGUGGACUGUAUCGACACUCUCAAAACUCUCGACAAUACGAACCCGACCGGGUUGAUGGAGUAUGCCGAUCUCCAUCUCGAUGCCUCUUCAGCCGAUGUAACAACGACUCCCUCCAUCAACCUAGCGUCAGCUGUUCCCACGACCAACAGUCCAGAAACGGACGAAACCUCCAGGAUCGGCUGUACACCCUUCGCUAUCGAUACCCCAAGCUCUCAUUCCGUGGUCUCCAUAGACGGUGCCACUUCUUGUCAAUUAUCGGAGCACACCAUCGCCGCCGAUUUCAUCAACACUGCAGCUUCCGCCGCCGAUCGGAACACUUCCGAUGCCACCUCAGAAGAAGACACAGGCUCGAACGCCAUCGCUCCCUCCCAUCCCGCCGCCAUCGCAAUACCCGAGACCGACCAGAAAACUUCGCCUGCUCGAGCCGAGGACAACGCCAUGACUGCCUGCCACCCGGUCGACAUCGCGAUGUUGGAGACGAACUGCGCCUGGUGGCUUCAAAGCCACUUACAGAUGGUACCGCCGAUCAGUCCGCCGGAACCCUUUGAUUGGGACCAGAUAGUCGUCAUUCCGGAGGAGGAGGAUUGGGAGCCGUGGCUUGACAACUCUGAUAUUGGUGAUGAGGAGGAAGUCGCCAAUCUCCAAGCUGCCGUUGAGGAGCUCGAACAACACUACGCAGCCCACGCCGCCGCCACAACGACCAUACCUCGCCGCCGAAUACGCCUCUUGGCAUGGGUGGUCAUGGGCUUUUGGCUCGUUGCAUGUGUCGUCGUCUUGCGCCGGUUGAAGCUAUAG